AGUGUUGGAGUAACGAUGGGAGAGUAUUUCUGAAAGGUAAAACUAGAAAGCCAUGAACUAUGUGUAUUCGUUGUUUUACCGUUCAUCGUGGCGCUGCGGCUGGCCUGGUGUACGUAAGAUAAUUAUUAAACUCUUUGUAGCAAGUACCACUUUGCAUAUAGUUAGACAGGAACAAAAUGUCGGAUGUGGACAUCCUCCCCGACUUGGAUUUGGGAGAACCCCCCCAAGAGCUCUUGGAUUGGGCAAAAGAGAAUAUAAACGAAGAUCCUGACACUAGAGAUCAAAUAUUAGAAAAUUUCAGAGAUCUGAUUUUCGAGAAAGGAGAAUGUACACCACAUAGGACGGACGAUAGUUUUUUAUUACGUUUUUUGAGGGCACGGAAUUUCGUUAUAGAGAGAGCACACAGACUGUUAGUUAAUUAUUACGAGUUCAAAGAAAAUAACCCAGAAUUCUAUGAGGGUGUAAAUUUAAGACAUUUAAUAAAAAUAGGGGAAGAAUCUAUAAUUAUCGUACCGCCCUAUAGGGAACAAACCGGAAGAAGAAUUUUACUUUACAGAAUAGGUAACUGGAAUCCGGAUAAAAUCAGUUUGGUAGAUUUAUUUCAAGCCACCAUGAUAGUCCUCGAACUGGCUAUAUUAGAAGCAAGAGCACAAAUAUUGGGUGGAAUAGCUUUUUUUGAUUUAGGGGGAUUGACAAUGCAACAAGCUUGGUAUAUGACGCCUUCCAUUGCCCAUAAAAUUGUGCAAAUCAUGGUGACUUCUUUUCCUAUGAAACUUCACGCUAUACACAUCGUUCACCAAUCUUGGAUAUUCGAUAUAAUUUACAAUAUUUUCAAGCCGUUUUUAGACGAUCGUAUGAAAGAAAGAAUUUUUUUUCAUGGAGAUGAUAUGGAAAGUCUUCAUCAACAUAUCGACCCUAAACAUUUACCUGAAAGGUACGGGGGUAUUCACCCCGAUUACAAUUAUAGCGAUUGGAUAGAAAAUUUCCAAAAAAGUGAAAAGAUCAGAUGGGAGUUGGAAACUUUGGGAUACAAAGACAUCGAGGAAGAAGAAGAAAAAACCGAUUUAGAAGUAGGCAACAACUUAAAAAACGAAAUCAAUUAAUUUUUAUUAAAGAUAUUCAUUAUUUUUAAAUACAUUAUUUAAAUUUAGUUCCAACAAUCCAACAAUAAUAAUCUGAAGAUGACCUGAGGUGUUUGAAUUGAAGUUUUUGUAAAAUGUAAUCAAAUAUAAGCUUUUUUUGAA
This is a messenger RNA of Diorhabda carinulata, 1244 nucleotides long. Its product is annotated as alpha-tocopherol transfer protein-like. The transcript has 7 exons. Gene Ontology annotation, cellular component: membrane. Gene Ontology annotation, molecular function: phosphatidylinositol bisphosphate binding. Lineage: Eukaryota; Metazoa; Arthropoda; Insecta; Coleoptera; Chrysomelidae. The coding region runs from base 177 to 1103 and encodes 308 amino acids. The record is from RefSeq and is a predicted model, not a curated record.